AUGGCAAGUGACUUACCGAAACUUCAUAGUGUUGCACCUCAACAGCAAUACCAACGCAGCAAUAAAGACAUCGAAAUAAGAAAGACAAUCAUCAAUCCCAACAUUUUGAAUGAUAUAUUCGUUGGGACACCAAAUAAAAGUGACAUUGCAGAGUCCCAGCGUUUUUUUAACCAUGCCAAAGUGAAGCUAGAGUGGACCUUAGCAGAUUACGAUGAAAUACCCGAUGUUAAAUACAACCUUCUAAAAUCACAAAUUAGUUCAACACAAGCCGCUCUAUCUACCAAACGGACAUUUGGAAUUAAACCUGAAUUGUUGAAAACUCUACCUGAAGUGCUUUUGAUGGGACGUACCAAUGCUGGAAAAUCGACCUUACUCAACAGCAUUUUGGGAGCAAGAAAAAACGAACCGUUGGCUUACGUCUCUUCAAAAGCGGGAUUCACCAAGACAAUGAAUUCGUUCCGAAUCUCGAAUCAACUACGAUUGAUUGAUAGUCCGGGCUAUGGAAAAGGUGGUGUCGAAUCACAGGGGGAAAUGGUGCUUGCAUACCUUAAUAAUAGGCGUCGGUUGAAGAGAGUAUUAUUAUUGGUAAGCUCAAGUGAUGGGUUUGCGGAUGAAGAUUUACAAUUGGUGCGAUACUUGCAUGAGAGAGGAAUACCGGUUGAUAUUGUUUUUACCAAAGUGGACGAAUUAUUGAAAAAAUUCCUUCGCAAAGAGUUGUUCAAACUGGCAAAUGUUGAAUCCAUCAAAGGUGCAAACCAAAGAAUAGUGGAGCAUUAUUUUCGGUUGGUAGACGAGUCUGGUCUAGAAGAUCUCACUGCAGCUCCAAGGUUCAUGUUCAAUAACUCACAAACCAACAUUUUCUUGUCGGAACUUAUGGGGAUAAAAACUAUUCGAUGUAAUUUGCUUAGAAGUUGCGACUGUGAUUUAGGGUAG
This is a messenger RNA of Lodderomyces theae, 933 nucleotides long. RefSeq lists its product as uncharacterized. The transcript has a single exon. Gene Ontology annotation, molecular function: GTP binding. Lineage: Eukaryota; Fungi; Ascomycota; Pichiomycetes; Serinales; Debaryomycetaceae. The coding region runs from base 1 to 933 and encodes 310 amino acids. Gene Ontology annotation, cellular component: mitochondrion. The record is from RefSeq and is a predicted model, not a curated record.